GCACAGGCCCAGUCCUGCGUACCUUAUUGACAAGUAGUUACCUGUUGUCCUCUUGCUGUUUUGUACGGUAAAGUACAGUGUGCUCUAAGUCGACGUGACCCUGGAUUCCAGACUAGAUUGAACCAUUAGAAGUGGACAUCAUUGCAACAAGGAGUGUCGCAUUGAGGGCCUUCUUUUAUUGUGAGAGUGUGUGUGUGUGUGUGCGAGUGUGUGUGUGACGCCAUGGCUGUACUCAAAGUGCUGUGCUGCCUGCUGUUAACGUGUCACAUGGCACAGGGAAGAAAAGCUAAAGGAAAUAGAGCAGAUGUGGCAGUCCCAGACAAGAGGGGCCCCCUAAAGGUGAAAGAGCCUCAUGUCAGCAGUUCAGUCUUCAGGCUGAUUGUGGAGGGGGAGGACACCUGCACACUGGACCCUCUGCAGCUGCACAGCCUCUCUUCCUGUGGCUUCAACACCACUAAUCCCCUCAUCAUCAUCACUCACGGGUGGUCGGUGGAUGGCAUGAUGGAGAGCUGGGUGCACAAGUUAUCCUCCAUCCUGAAGACUCAUCUUACGGAUGUCAACGUUGUGAUCACUGACUGGCUGUCACUGGCUCAUCAGCACUACCCUACUGCAGCACAUAGCACACGUACUGUGGGAAAAGACAUCGCUCAUCUGCUGUCCUCACUCAAGGAGCACCAUGGAUAUUCAUUUGGGAAAGUCCAUCUGAUUGGUUAUAGCCUUGGAGCUCACAUAUCUGGAUUUGCGGAAGCUGUUAACGGCCCGGAACAAAUCGGAAGAAUUACCGGUCUUGAUCCUGCGGGGCCCUUGUUUGAAGGAAUGUCGCCCACAGACAGACUGUCCCCUGAUGACGCCCAGUUUGUAGAUGCCAUCCACACGUUCACGCACGAACGUUUGGGUCUCAGUGUGGGCAUCAAGCAGGCUGUGGCACAUUACGACUUUUAUCCUAAUGGAGGAGACUUCCAACCAGGAUGUGACCUGCAAAACAUUUACGAGCACAUAGCUGAGUAUGGCCUUCUUGGCUUUGAACAAACAGUGAAAUGUGCCCACGAACGUUCCGUGCAUCUGUUCAUUGACUCACUUCUCAACAAGGACGAGCAGAUCAUGGCCUACGGGUGCAGGGACAACAGAGCCUUUCACAAAGGCGUCUGUCUGGACUGCAGGAAGAAACGCUGCAACACGCUGGGCUACAACAUCAAGAAGGUUCACACUGGCAAAAGCAAGAGGCUCUAUGUGAAAACACGCUCUAAGAUGCCCUACAAGCUUUAUCACUACCAGUUCAGGAUCCAGUUUGUCCAGUCCAUGGAGAGCCCCAAGCCUUUACUCAGCAUCUCUCUCACUGGUACCAAAGAGGAGAGCGGAAAAGUUCCCGUCACCUUUACAGAGCAGGUUUUCGGGAAUAAGACCUACACCUCGCUGAUAACCUUGGACAGACAUUUGGGGGCUCUGAUGUUGCUCAAGUUCCAAUGGCAAGGAUCAGCUCUGUGGAAGCACAUGUGGAACAGGGUGCAGACCAUCAUGCCUUGGAGUGGACACCAGAUCCAACCUCUGCUGACUGUAGGCAAAAUCAGCGUCAAAGAUGGCGACACACAAAAGCGGACAUCCUUUUGUCCCAUGGCAAUUGGUGCACAGCAUGUGCAAAUGUCAGAAGAAACCGUGUUUGUGAGAUGUCAACAGGACCCACCAAGGCAGCACAAGAGGAAACACUUCAGAGACUCACCUGUUCAUUCAAAACACUGAUGUGAUCUUUGGGUUCCACUUCACAUCUGGAUGAUGUGCAGUGCAAUGGUCUCAGGUCUCAGGAUGUUCCUGCUCCGGAUAAGAGACAAUGUGUCAUUUAAUAUUGAGUGUAGAAACAUUUGUACAGUGCAUCCGGAAAGUAUUCCUAUGUUACAGCCUCAUUACAAAAGUUUUUUUUUUCUUAAAACUCACAAUAUCCUCUAACGACAAUGUUUCCAGCACCUCUCGAGCCCCAUCAGAUUGGAUAGGAAGCGUUGGUUUUCCUCCAUGAUGUCUCUGUACAUUGCUGUAUUCAUCUUAGUUUUGCAGGAAAGUGACCAAGAACCAGAUGGUCACACUGUCAGAACUACAGCAUUCUGUGGAGAGGAGAACCUUCCAGAAGGACAACCGACUCUGCAGCAAUCUACCAAUCAGGCCUGUAUGGUAUUGUGGGCAGACGGAAGUCAUUUCUUAGUGAAAGUUUGCCAAAACACAACUGAAAUACUCUUAAGAUCAUGAGAAACAAAAUUCUCUGGUCUGAUGAGACAAAGAUUGGACUCUUUGGUGUGAAUGUCAGGCAUCAUGUUUGGAGGAAACCAUGAGGCAACGCUCAUUACCAAGCCACUACCAUCCCUACAGUGAAGCAUUGUGGUGGCAGCAUCAUGCUGUGGGGAUGGUUUUCAGUGGCAGGAACUGGGAGACGAGUCAGGAUAGAGGGAAAGAUGAAUGCAGCAAUGUACAUAGAUAUCCUGGAGGAAAACUAACACUCCUAUCCAAUCUGAUGGAGCUUGAGAGGUGCUACAAAGAGGAAUGGGCAAAAAAGGAAUGGUCGUAACUGCUCAAUGAUAGGUGUGCUAAGCUUGUUGCAUUGUGUUCAAAAAUACUUGAGGCUGUAAUUGCUGCCAAAGGUGCAUCAACAAAGUAUUGAGCAAAAGCUGUGAAUACUUAUGGACAUGUGAUUUUUAGUUUUUUAUUACAUUUACAAAAAAAUAAAUAAAUUACUUUUUACAUUGUCAUUGUGGGAUAUUGUGUCUAGAUUUUUGAGAUCAAAAAUUAAGUAAUUCCAUUUUGGAAUACAGCUGUAACAUAACAAAAUGUGGGAAAAAGCUAACUGAAUACUUUCCGGCUGCACUGUAAUAUUGGCUAAUAUUGGCAAGUUCAGGGAAUCGCAACACUUUACGUCAAUAUUUUUUGUAAAGUUGUCACAAAUUACAGUAGUGAAUCAAAAUGAAAACCUAUGCAAAAAAUAAAUGUCAAUCUUUGUGAUCUCCAGUACAUACGAUAAAUGUCUUUACAUGCUGGACAAACCACUUAAGCAGUUUGCGCUGACUUACAGGGUGACAGCGUGCAGUUGACCUCAUUGUGUAGAAAUGUCACACGUCAAAGCAGUACGUGAAGAUGAUUUAUUAAUGCAUUUCAAAUUAAGCAAAUACUUGAGGUAAAAGCAAAAACAUUGAAGUUACAGUAAAAAAUUAUAAACUCAGCACUCCAGUGUACGGACAUAAGUCCUUUUAAACCCAAAAUAAGUGUUGCAUCAGACACAGAAAUUGAAAACCCCCAUAGUUACAACACAUGAAUGCAAAACAAAUACAUGCAUUUGGUGGAAAACAUGAAUGCGUCACUAAAAUCUCUAACAAGACAUUAUCAAACGCAACAACCAUUAGCUGAGGUGUUACAUGUAGACUGAAUGUACUUGAUAGUCCAGAAGUGAAUUUUAUUUAGCAAGAGGCAUUAAAACAGACUUUUUUUCACAUUUAUAACAUACUGUAUUCACAUACAAACCAAAAGUUAAAACAAAACCUAAGUUGUGGGGUCACUGACAAUAAGCCUCAGCUUAAAUUGGAAAUGCUGUCAGUGGGCACAUUAAGUACAAAAACAAAACAGAAUUGUAAAGAUUGGGUAAAAGUUGCCGUGCAAUUCAGUCAAAGUUGUCUCUCAGUGACACAAAAAACAGCCAACUCUCUCACCCUUAACACAAAAAUCACAUUACACAUUUAGGUAAAACAAAGCUGUAAUAGUCCAUUCAUCCAUCUUCUACUGCUUGUCCUUCUCGGGAUCACGGGGGUGCUGGAGCCUAUCCCAGCUGCCCUCGGGCGUAAAGCGGAGUACACUCUGGACAAGUCGCCACCUCAUCGCAGGGCCAGCAGAUAGACAACAUUCACACUCACGUUCACACAUUAAAUAUGCCCUGCAUAAUGCACUUUUUUUGCCCAUUCCAAACUUACUUAUCCAUAAAGCUUUCUGGAGGCACCAUUUAGGAAAUUACCUAACCAUUUUUUUGUUUUAUUAAUCCUGAGAGAAACAAUCAUCAUUAAGAGAACUGUACAAGCUGAAAGAAUAAAGGCAAUACAUUAGAAAAAGUUUUUGUUUUUAUGGCUUUUCAUUUAGAACCUUGUAAAAUAACAAUGGCAGCAAAAGUGUUUUGAUUUGCGGUAAAAUUUAAAUGUACUGUAAGAAUAUUUCAAGAGAUGGGCCUUAAGGUAAGCUGCCAGCAUCCUCUGGUAUAAAACAAAAAACAGCCCAGUAAAAAAAUUUAACGAUCAAGACCACAUAACAGAGCUCGGUGAACUUCUCUUCUGCAUCUCAAGAGCACAAAGGGUGCUGUCCAGUGACGACGAUUCAGUUGCAACGUGAGUUCCACCUCACAUGUAGGCGUGGAUUAGUCCGUUUAAUAAUAAUAAUGACAAUAAUAAUACAUCUUAUGUAUGGAGCCCUUUUCAAAAACUCAAAAGAUGCUUUACAGGGUAAAAAAUGUAAGACAAGUAAGUGCGAA
Molecule: messenger RNA, 4489 nt
Organism: Entelurus aequoreus (snake pipefish)
Lineage: Eukaryota; Metazoa; Chordata; Actinopteri; Syngnathiformes; Syngnathidae
Gene: lipca
Product: lipase, hepatic a
Biological process (GO): lipid metabolic process
Molecular function (GO): triacylglycerol lipase activity; apolipoprotein binding
Source: RefSeq, a predicted model, not a curated record